This is a messenger RNA of Talaromyces stipitatus ATCC 10500, 6285 nucleotides long. Its product is annotated as SNF2 family helicase, putative. The transcript has 7 exons. The record is from RefSeq and is a predicted model, not a curated record. Gene Ontology annotation, molecular function: ATP binding; ATP-dependent chromatin remodeler activity. NCBI's taxonomy places the organism in Eukaryota, Fungi, Ascomycota, Eurotiomycetes, Eurotiales, Trichocomaceae. The coding region runs from base 358 to 6285 and encodes 1975 amino acids.
CAAGCCAGCUAGCUCCAUAAAGUCCUUGUGGGUUAGGAAGAUCAAAGAGAUUCAACUCAAUUCGAUCCGAAACUCUUCGUGCAGAACGUACGGUAUCGGAUAGCUGCACAACGGGUUCCCAUUCCUCCAAGAUCAAUAUUCCUUUUCUUUUGCGUCUGGCAAGAUAUCAUAUCAAUCGAUAUAUAUAAGUAUUUUGCGUUUUUGUUUUCUUCUUUCCCUUCUUCUUCUUUCUCUGGCAGUCAUCCAAGUCAAGUCACACCGACAACAAGAGCAGCUGCUCACGACACUCCUUAAUACCUUCGAGGUUUUCUCUUUCAUUUCCUUCAUAUAUCAAGUUUAGAAAGAUACCACCUUGCCAUGUCCUUUGAUAGGGUCCUUCCACGGCCACCGGCACUCUUUGAUGAGCCCGGAAGUCGACUCUUGCACAGGCAGUCGAGCAGCCUCUUGGAACACAAGAUCAUGAACGUGAGUGACCGGACCAGGGCUGCUGCUAUGUCACUUGUCUCUGUUAGGGAGAUACCGAUAACGAGCCCAACAAAUGAGUCUGAUAAUUGUUCCACGGCCCUAUCUCAGAUGCAGCUCUCUGCUAUCAACCGAGAGCAGGCUGGUCAAAACGGGCAGUUGACGGCUAGCUUCUCGGUGUCCACAACUCGGCAGAACACACCAGUAGUGGCAACUGUUGAAUCAAUAUCUAUUAGAGACAGAUCGGGCUCAGGGAGUCCGACCAGAUUGGAGUCUGCUAAAGAGACGACUUCUCGGUUUUGUUUGUGUCAGCCCAAUCGAAAGAUUCCGAGGCCAAGAAAUGCGUUCAUCUUGUAUAGACAGCAUUAUCAAGCUGCUGUCGUAGCUCAGAAUCCUGGACUUGCCAACCCAGAGAUCUCCAAAAUUAUCGGAGAGCAAUGGCGAGCACUACCAGUAGAGAGCAAGGAGCAAUGGAAAUCUCUGGCAGAGGCCGAGAAAGCUCGACAUCAACAACAGUAUCCAGGCUACCGCUAUCAGCCACGACGGUUUGGUCGUGACAACUAUGCUUGUAACGGCCUGAAUAGCAACCAAGUCGGAUCCACGACAUGUAAUCAAUGCGGUGGACGGUUGAUGAACUUUCCUUCCACACCUCAUACGCCCCUGACUGCUAGUUUACCUCCACAGAGCAGCUGUACUGUAGAUGCAGUGUCUCCUCAUCCGGGCUCAUCAUCAUCAUCAUCAUCCUCCUCCUCCACUUCUUCUCGAGGAAGCAACAAGCUAGAUCGUCGCCCAAAUGAGUCGCUCAUUCCGACUGAUUCAGAUGGUCCUAUUUUUAACAAUCAGUGGAGAGAACCUGAAUCUGCAAUCCUCGACUCCAAACGUCGACGCCUGAAUAAUAAUGCGUUGCAGCGUACCGCUAGCCCUGAAACAGAGCCCUAUUCUCUUUCGUCCCAGAAGACAUAUGUCUCGCGACCUGGUGUCGCUUACUUCCGCAGCCAUGUUGAUGCAUUGUCUAAUAUUGGAAAUCUCCGGCACUCACAGCAACAACCACCACGGCACGAAGGUGAAAGUUACUACGACCCGAGCCUGACACUACCACCAUUGAAAUCAGAUAGCAACUCUGCUUCACCUUCUACUACCACUCGGGUCCAGGCUGAUACCGUGAUGACGAUUCCAGUCUUGAAUAAAAUCAAUGUCUUAGCCAAAAUCUCCCCUCCGCUUUCUGAGCGAGACAAUUCGCCCUCACGAGGCGCCGUUAUUGCUGUUGAGGGUCAGGACCCGACUCAGGUAAAAGUCAUGAUGAAAUAUCUGGGCCAGCUUCUCACUGAUGACGGAAAAUAUGUUGUCCGGGUCUUUGAAGGGCCCGAUGUACUGGCUCGCAAGAGAUCGGUAUCUGGUGAAAUGAAGGAUGCUACAGUUGAUUAUUUGAAUGUCAUAUUCAGCUGGCACCGAAUUUCGGAUGAAAUCAUUCAGUUCAUCAGCCCAAAGUCACCACCACAAGCUUCAAAUGAUUCUACUACCACUUGUAGUGCUGAGUCACCCGAGUCCUCCGGUAGCAGCCCUUCAUCACUGACGCUGUCACAAUCUAGCACCUCACAAAUUCCUAUUGCACUCGUUCCCAGAUAUCAGCUCACAACCGCCGAUGCAUUUGCUUGCUCCAUCCCAAACAGCGACUGCUACAAAGUCCUGGAACAUUGGCAAUGGAUGGCGUCCCUUUGGCGCGCAUGCAUCGGUCCCGAUGUAACCGUAUACAUUCGGGAAUGUGACCGUGAAGAAAUCGAGCGUUAUGGUCCUAGUAACCCAGUCGAAGUGCGGAUUAAUGAAGCGCGCACACUGAUCGUUCGACGAGUGCCUGAACCAUCAAAGGAUAUCGAGGAAAAAGCGUUGAAGCGUGUCGGUUUUGAGAUUGAGGACUUUCUCACUCCAUAUUCGGGCCAGUGUAUAGGGUCGAAUGAGAAGUUAUCAACAAAAAUAAUAUAUUUCCCUCAGGAAGGAGGUCGUCGUAGUAGAUUAGACUGUAAUAUAGAGGCGGUCAAUGAAUCAUUGGCGGGUGCGAAGAAGCCUAUGAGAGAGAAUGGCAUGCAGAGUGCCAACAAGACCCAUUCGCUCGUUACUUGUCCCUUGUCGGCGUCCAACAUGGCACCUGCAGCUCUCGCUGACGCCGGUUUCCCCUUUCUUUCAGGCAUCGGGGCAUACAAUGACAAUAAUGCUGAACGGUCCGCGAAGACUAUUUUAGGCCUCGAUGCCAUCAUUCCUCCUCAAUCGGAUACAUCACAAUCCUCGGGUUUCUCUAGCGUAACCGACUCAUUUCUGAAAACAACGUCAAUAAUUCGAUCUAUCCCUACUUCCGAAGACUUGACUACCAACAGCCAGUAUCUACCAGUCGGGAUACUGCGAAGGCAUGUACAUCAAGAUGCCGGAGCACCGUCUGCUCAAUUGGCAGAUAAAGACUUUCUCAGCUUGCAAAAACAUCUCUCGAACUUGCAAAAACAUGGAUGGAUACAAAUACGUUGGAAUACCUAUGAGUCUCAUCCCGAUUGGAUGUUCGCUCGAGUCUUUGUCCUACCUCACGAUGUCGCACGGGUUCCCAUUUCACGCACGAGCAAUAUUCUAAGGAAAGGAUUGAGGGCUGUGAUGGCGCAAUUGGACAGAUCUCCAUCCACUUGGAACGGUGAAUUCGAUACGGGCUCUGUGGACAAGGAUAAGAACGCAGCGGACGAAGAUUCGCUGUGGUACAUAUUCAACACCCUGAAUAAUCCGAACCCAACGAUAGACGAUGUGAAAGAUGCAGAUGGUCGAUUGGCUAUGCACGAGUUAAUGGCAAGCUCAAGGGAAGCGGGACCGGAGGCUCGAGAGUCAUCUGGGGUGAUUGGUCUCAAGACGCCUUUACAUCCCUAUCAAUGCCGCUCGGCUGCCACUAUGAUUCAGCGUGAAGUGCAGCCGAAACAAAUGUUGGACCCGCGGUUGGAGGUUUGCAGGACACCGUUAGGCCAAGAGUACUUUUAUGAUAAGGAAGAGGGAACUCUUUUGCGCAUUAAACGUAUCUAUGAGGAGGCCUGCGGUGGAAUUCUUGCUGAGACCAUGGGUUGCGGGAAGACACUAAUCUGCUUAGCUGUUAUCCUCUCAACACGCGGUCAUUUCCCACGCAUUCCGACAGAGUAUCAGGAGACCCAAAAUCCGAUCCGCAACUCUGUUGGCUCACUCAUGCAGAUGGCAGCCGCCACGGCAGGCCGAUUUUCUGUUCCGUGGCCUAGUCACUUUCGACGCUUACGGGAAAUGGGUGUAUAUUACGCACGAUGUGAAGAGGAGUGCGAGCGACAAAGAGGUCAAUAUACGAUACCGUCUCCUCCAUCAAGGUACACUAGCCGCGGUGGAUGGAUGUCGCGCCCGCCAGCGGUUCGCCUUCGUCUGAUUUCGAGCACGCUGAUAGUUGUUCCGCCUAAUCUUGUCGACCACUGGCAAUCCGAAAUCGCAAGCCACACUGAAGGACUUAACGUUCUCGUCUUGAGAAGCCGAAAUGAUAAGACCCCUUCAGAAGAGGAGCUGUUGAAGUAUGAUAUCAUUUUAUUCGCCCGAACUCGAUUUGAAAAAGAAGCCGGAGAGCCGGACGCCAAUCGCCAUGCUUCCCCGAUAGCUACUGCAGAGUCUCCUCUUAAGAAGUUUCACUGGCUUCGAAUCAUUGUCGACGAGGGCCACAAUGUUGCCGGGCAUGGAUACAAGUCCAAUACCAUGCACAUGCUUGAUAAGCUGCAUGUCGAGCGAAGAUGGGUCGUCUCAGGAACGCCGUCAAAUGGACUCUACGGUGCUGAACUCAAUCUCGCUUCGCAUCAGAGACUGGCAAGUGACACUAGUUCUGGAGACGAUAUGCCAUCGUCAGUACUGCAUUCUCGCAGGAAGACCGGAACAGCCAUUGAUGAAGAAUUGAAGGAUGUGGACAGUCUACGGCUGAUCGUGGUCGAGUUUCUAAAGCACAAGCCUUGGGCCAAUUCUCGGAAUGAUGACUCUGCCAAUUGGGCGAAAUAUACCAAACCAGUUGGCGAAGAUGGCAAACGAAGAAAGGCAUCGUCAUUACGUGCUGUGCUGCAAGGUCUUGUGGUAAGACACCGCUUGGAUGUUAUCAAUGACGAACUCCCGCUUCCACGAUUGCACAACAAAGUCGUUAGUCUUGAGCCUACAUUUUAUGACAAAAUGUCCAUCAAUCUUUUUCUGUUCAAUCUUACCGUGAAUGCAAUUACUUCUGAACGCAAGGAUCAGGACUAUAUGUUCCAAAGUCGAAACAGGAAACAUCUCAGCAUACUGAUCAACCAUUUGCGGCAAGCGGGUUUCUGGUGGACAGGUCAUAAACCGAAGGAUAUCCAGUCGACAAUUGAUGUUGCAGAGAAAUAUAUGGCAAAUAACAUUGAAAAGAUGACGGUAGAUGAUAUACAGCUACUAUCGGAGGGCCUCAGAAUCGCGCAUCGAGCAGUUGCCAGUGAGAGCUUUAGCGCUUUCUGUCAUUCAGAUGAACUCGGUGUAUAUGUGCAGGGAUUUCCGGAGCACGCUCGCGAGUACUGGUCAUUGACAUCAACCUCAAAUGAAUCGAAGCCUCUAUUACUAGGGAUAUCCCAAGCGCGACUGGCGCAGACUUUCAUAACGUCACAUCUCGCGGCUGAAGAUCCUGCCGAGGGACUUGCAGGAGCAGGCAUCGGUGCUCGUCGUCAACUACUACAGAGAUCAGAAAAAAAGGCUGUCAGGACUGAGUCGAGCGUGGCGGAUAGUCUUACACAUAAAAACAAGCCGUCGGAAAAUCGGUCGCCCAAAAAGAUAUUUCUUAAGGUCCUUAGUAAGAAACUGUCGCCUGAUUCGCCGCUUUCGCAGACGAAGCUGAUCGCAACGACAUCUGCAAAGCUUACUUAUCUACUGGACCGGGUUCAGGAGCUGCACAAAGAAGAAAAGAUUAUCAUUUUCUAUGAGAAUAAUAAUACGGCAUUUUGGAUUGCAGAAGGACUCGAAAUGUUAGGAAUUGACUUUCGUAUUUAUGCAAACACCCUCAAGACCAGUCAGAAGGCAGCCUAUCUAUCACUGUUCGAGGAGUCCUCUAGUGUUAGGGUAUUACUCAUGGAUCUACGACAAGCGUCGCACGGUCUGCAUAUUGCCAGUGCCUCUCGUGUCUUCAUUGUGAAUCCGAUCUGGAGACCCCAAGUGGAGAGUCAAGCCAUCAAACGAGCUCACCGUAUCGGGCAAACGAGACCCGUCUUCGUGGAAACCCUUGUUCUAAAGGACACACUCGAAGAGAAAAUGCUGCAUCGACGACAGGAGAUGUCGAAUUCAGAAAUGCAACAUGCCGAAAAGGAUAUGCUCGAUGAUUCGACCAUGAGUACUAUUAUCCAACAUGAACGGUUCUAUAAAUUACCGGAGAAUGACGAAUUUAUUGAACCUGCUUAUUUGCAGGAAGCGUGUGGAUUCUUUGAUCGUCAUGAAUUACCGAUUCCUGAUGAUUAUGUGGAGCAUCAUUCAACCAAGCAGUCAUCACAGUCUCCAUCAACGCCAAGUAAGAAGCGAAAGGUUUCCCUGCUAACCCAAGAACCCCUCUCUGUCCAGCAGGGUGAGAUUGAUCUUUCGCCUGAUCUGUCACCUCCCGCAAAGAGGACAAAGAAAGUCUCCAAGUUUCAGAUUGUGACUGAAAAUGGAAUCAUUAUGACUCCGCCCAGAGGAUCGUCAAAAGCUUCGAGAUCACCUCCGUCGACGUCGCAUCAAAGUCCGAAUGCAAAUCCGGUGGAUGUAAGUGAUAGCGACGUUGGAGAGGGAACGAUGCCUAGUUUAUUUGGAGGUGAUGUGUUUUGA